Entelurus aequoreus (snake pipefish) is the source of this 2740-nucleotide messenger RNA. RefSeq names its product bone morphogenetic protein/retinoic acid inducible neural-specific 1 (gene brinp1). Lineage: Eukaryota; Metazoa; Chordata; Actinopteri; Syngnathiformes; Syngnathidae. The coding region runs from base 241 to 2520 and encodes 759 amino acids. Gene Ontology annotation, biological process: negative regulation of mitotic cell cycle; positive regulation of neuron differentiation. The record is from RefSeq and is a predicted model, not a curated record. The transcript is spliced from 8 exons.
UUGUUGUUGUUGUUUGCUUUUUUUUUUGUGUGUGUGUGCGUGCUUGUGUUCAACCCGAGCAUGAAAAGGAUUGACAGGAUUGCCAAAUUAUCCGCAAUCCAGCACCGUCGCCGAGCACCGGAUGCUCCAGCAGAAGUUGCUGGCCAGCACGCAAGUCACACGGCCGAGAGGAGGGGAGAGUUGGAUUUGGGUCUCCGCAUAAUGGAGCGAGAAUGAACAGAGAGCGGCUGAAAAAAAAGCAUGAACUGGAGGUUUAUUGAGGUCAUCUGCUUCCUGUUUAUAUGGGACCAUAUAACAGUUCAGUCUUCCCGCCAGGACCCGUUGGCCACUGAGCAACAUGUCGCCAAGCAGUAUGACUGGCUCAUCUCCGACCGCGGACCGUUCCACCACUCGCGCAGUUAUCUGUCCUUUGUGGAUAGAUUCCGCCAAGGAUUCACGACCAGAUAUAAAAUUUAUAGGGAAUUUGCACGUUGGAAGGUGAGGAACACGGCCAUUGAGAGGCGGGACCUGAUCCGGAACCCCGUGCCGCUGAUGCCCGAGUUCCAGCGCAGCGUACGCCUGCUGGGCCGCAGACCGACCACUCAGCAGUUCAUUCACACCAUCAUUAAAAAAUAUGGGACCCACAUUCUCAUCUCGGCCACCCUGGGAGGAGAAGAGGCGCUGACGAUGUACCUGGCCAAAAACAAGCUGGACAGGAAGCUCGCCAAUGCCACUCAAAAUGUGGAAGCCCUCCACCAGCUGGCCUCCUCCUACUUCAUUGACCGCGAUGGCACCAUGAGGAAGUUGCACGAGAUCCAGAUCUCCACCAAUGCUAUCAAGGUGACCGAGACACGGACAGGCCCACUGGGAUGCAGCAGCUACGACAAUCUGGACUCUGUGAGCUCCAUCCUUCUGCAGAGCCCAGAGAGCAAGCUUCAUCUGCAAGGUCUUCAGGUGAUUUUCCCAGAGUACCUGCAAGAGAAGUUUGUCCAGUCGGCUCUGAGUUACAUUAUGUGCAACGGAGAAGGAGAGUAUCUGUGCCGGAACAACCAGUGCAUCUGUCAGUGUGCCGACGAGUAUCCUCAAUGCAACUGUCCCAUCACCGACAUCCAGAUCAUGGAGAACACUCUGCUGGGGAUGGCUGAGUCCUGGGCUGCCUCCUAUAAAGACUUUGAGAACUCUGAUGAGUUCAAGUCCUUCCUAAAGAGGCUGCCCUCCACUCACUUCCUGCCCAUCAACAGCGUUCACCUGCUCUGGGGCAGCGACUGGGACCUGCAGGCGCGCUACAGGCUCCUCCAAAGCUCCCUGGAGGUGCAGCGGCUCAAGAUCCAGCGCACUGCCCGCAAGCUGUUUGGCCUCAGCAUCCGCUGCCACCACAAUCCCAACCACCAGAUGCCAAGGGAGAGGUCCGUGAUGCAGUGGCUCAACAGGGUUCAGUCCUUCCUUUACUGCAACGAGAACGGCUUCUGGGGGACCUUCCUGGAGAGCCAAAGGACAUGCGUGUGCCACACGGGCGUCACCCUGUGCCAGCGGCCCAUCCCGUGCGUCAUCGGCGGCAACAACAGCUGCGCCAUGUGCAGCCUGGCCAACAUCUCCCAAUGCGGCUCGUGCAACAAGGGCUACAAGAUGUACCGCGGACGCUGCGAGCCCCAGAACGUGGACUCGGAGCGCAGCGAGCAGUUCAUCAGCUUCGAAACCGACUUGGACUUCCAGGACCUGGAGCUGAAGUACUUGCUGCAGAAGAUGGACUCGCGCCUGUACAUUCACACCACGUUCAUCAGCAACGAGAUCCGCCUGGAGACUUUCUUCGACCCCAGGUGGCGCAAGCGCAUGUCCCUGACGCUGAAGAGCAACAAGAACCGCAUGGACUACCUCCACAUGAUCAUCGGUCUGUCCAUGAAGAUCUGCCAGAUGCGCAACAGCAGCAUCGACCCCAUGUUCUUCGUGUACGUCAACCCUUUCAGCGGGAGCCACUCGGAGGGCUGGAGCAUGCCCUUCGGGGAGCACGGCUACCCGCGCUGGGAGAAGGUCCGCCUGCAGAACUCGCAGUGCUUCAACUGGACCCUCCUGUUAGGCAACCGCUGGAAGACCUUCUUCGAGACCGUGCACAUCUACCUGAGAAGCCGCGCCAAGAUCCCGACAGGGCUCCGCAACGACACGGGUCCGGUGGAUCUGGCCGAUCCCAACAAGCGGCAGAUCUACAUCAAAAUCUCCGACAUCCAAGUGUUCGGCUACAGCCUGCGCUUCAACGCCGACCUGCUCCGCAGCGCCGUGCAGCAGGUGAACCAGUCGUACACGCAGGGGAGUCAGUUCUACUCGUCCUCGUCCGUCAUGCUCCUGCUGCUGGACAUACGGGAUCGGAUUAACCGCCUCGCCCCUCCGUCAGCGCCCGGCAAACCCCAACUGGACCUCUUUUCUUGUAUGCUGAAGCAUCGGCUCAAGCUGACAAACAGCGAGAUGAUCCGGGUCAACCACGCCUUGGACAUGUACAGCACGGAGAUACUAAAACAAUCAGACCACCUGACUGCUAAACUGUGUUGAUCACCUCAAACGUUGAUGGGCAUUUUCUUUUGAUUUUUGCUUUCGGCCUUUUCUGCCUUUUUGUGACGCAACUUUGUAAACAAACUUUCAAAAGAGGAGGAAAAGAGCUCCAGGAAGCUUCAAAAGACUAAUACAAAGACUGUAACAUACGUGUCCCAGCAUGUCCGUCGAUCCCUCCGAGAACUUUUGUGUCAGAUUAAAAAAAAAAAAAAAAAAAAAA